AGCGCGCGGCGGGGGCGAAGCGCGGCGGGAGCGGCCGGGACGAUGCUGGAGGCGGCGGCGGCGGCGGCGGCGGCGGCGGAGCCCGAGCUGGACCCCGAGGACCUGGUGCAUUUCUCGGUGGGAGACCUGCCCAGCCGCGGCUACGGCGUCAUGGGCGAGAUCCGGCGGCAGGGGAAGCUCUGCGAUGUGACGCUCAAGGUGGGGGACCACAAGUUCAGCGCCCACCGGAUCGUGCUGGCGGCGUCCAUCCCGUACUUCCACGCCAUGUUCACCAACGACAUGAUGGAGUGCAAGCAGGAGGAGAUCGUCAUGCAGGGCAUGGAUCCCAGUGCGCUGGAGGCUCUCAUCAACUUCGCCUACAACGGGCACCUGGCCAUCGACCAGCAGAACGUGCAGUCCCUGCUCAUGGGGGCCAGUUUCCUGCAGCUCCAGAACAUCAAGGAUGCCUGUUGUACAUUCCUUAGGGAAAGGCUCCAUCCCAAGAACUGCCUGGGGGUGCGGCAGUUCGCCGAGACCAUGAUGUGCGCGGUGCUCUACGACGCCGCCAACAGCUUCAUCCACCAGCACUUCGUGGAGGUCUCCAUGUCCGAGGAGUUCCUGGCCCUGCCCUUCGAGGACGUCCUGGAGCUCGUUUCCAGGGAUGAGCUCAACGUGAAGUCUGAAGAGCAGGUGUUUGAAGCUGCCUUGGCCUGGAUCCGGUACGACCGAGACCAGAGGGAAUCCUUCCUGCCCGAGCUCCUCUCCAAGAUCCGCCUCCCGCUGUGCCGGCCGCAAUUCCUGACGGACCGCGUCCAGCAGGACGACCUGGUGCGCUGCUGCCACAAAUGCAGGGAUCUGGUGGACGAAGCCAAGGAUUACCACCUCAUGCCGGAGCGCCGGCCGCACCUCCCGGCGUUCAAGACGCGCCCCCGGUGCUGCACGUCCAUAGCUGGGCUGAUCUACGCCGUGGGAGGGCUGAACUCGGCAGCAAAUUUUUACGCAGGCGACUCCCUGAACGUGGUGGAGGUGUUUGACCCCAUUGCCAACCGGUGGGAGAAGUGCCAGCCCAUGACGACGGCGCGGAGCCGCGUCGGGGUCGCCGUGGUCAACGGGCUCCUCUACGCCAUCGGCGGCUACGACGGCCAGCUCAGGCUCAGCACCGUGGAGGUCUACAACCCAGAGACGGAUUCCUGGUCCAAAGUGGAAAGUAUGAACAGCAAGAGGAGGUAACGUGCAGCUCCCCGGGGAGGGACCUUCGGAACAGCGGGGAAAAACGAGGCCGGAGUGCUGGGGGGGUGGCGGCCACCGACGAGGAGUUUGUGUGUUUGUGUGUGGGAGAGGAGGGAGUGGAGCAGCGUGGAAGCAGAUGGGAUUUGCUUGGCUGGUUUUGGGAUGCUCGUGCUGAUUUUGGGUGCUGCUUGUUGGUGGGAAGCAGCUCAACAAAAUUCCGUGGGUACGUCACGGCACUGAUGGAGAA
Molecule: messenger RNA, 1456 nt
Organism: Neopelma chrysocephalum (saffron-crested tyrant-manakin)
Lineage: Eukaryota; Metazoa; Chordata; Aves; Passeriformes; Pipridae
Gene: KLHL18
Product: kelch like family member 18
Exons: 7
Coding region: 43-1209 (388 amino acids)
Molecular function (GO): protein binding
Source: RefSeq, a predicted model, not a curated record